Messenger RNA from Dermacentor andersoni, 2802 nucleotides. RefSeq names its product peroxisomal biogenesis factor 11ab (gene Pex11ab). The record is from RefSeq and is a predicted model, not a curated record. Gene Ontology annotation, cellular component: peroxisomal membrane. Lineage: Eukaryota; Metazoa; Arthropoda; Arachnida; Ixodida; Ixodidae. Gene Ontology annotation, biological process: peroxisome fission.
CGUACUUUCGUCUUUCGGUUCGUGUUGACUAAUGCUGCUAAUACCAUAGAUAGUACGCUCUGGGGGUGUUGACAUUGAUUAACGUGAUGUUGAUUCCUUUAUUUGUUUUCUGCAUUCAUAAAACGCGGUUAUGCGUUUGUCCGGUUCUACAACAGUGGGGUCUUUGAUGAAGCGCCUAUACAAAAGGAGAAAAGGCUGCUAAAUCGUAGGGGGAAGCCGUACCUUGACUUGCUGCGCGCUUCGUAUUCGUUUUCCUCCUUCAGCGGCAGUCAUGGACACAAACGCAAAGAUGCGUGAUCUCCUGGCAGAUAUAUCGAAGUUCAACGCGCAGACAACCGGUAGGGACAAAUUUUUUCGGCUCCUGCAGUACAGUAGUCGGUUCUUAUGGUACUGGCUGCAGAAAACAUCAAAUCGUAGGGACACUGUGGCCCGCCUUCAGAAUCUGGAGGUGACAUUCAGCUCGGGACGAAGGCUGCUGCGGCUUGGACGCUUUGUGGAUGCACUUCAUGGUGCAACCCGCACAAUCAACCUUCCGGAUGUGUCCCUGCGCCUCAGCCUGACCAUGGCUCGUAUUGGCAAUGCUUUUUACAUUUUAACGGACAACCUAGUUUGGCUUCACCAAGUUGGCUUGCUGACAUUGCACCGGGAUGCCUGGAGCCGCACAAGCAAUAAGUUUUGGCUGCUGGCCAUCGUGGCCGCACUUAUACGCGAUCUGCUCGAGCUGUACCAGAUACUGCCCAUGCUCUUGGCUGUGCCAUCCAAGGGCAACACCCUGAGGAGCUCGCUUCGCCUGCUGUGGGCCUCGACGAGCUUCCACAAGGCACUUCUGCUUGACCUGGUCAAGAAUUUUGCAGACCUGUGGAUACCUUACACGGCGCUGGGCCAUGCCAGACUUGAACCGGGGACAGUUGGGCUGCUGGGUGUUAUCUCCAGUGCAGCUGCUAUUUUGCCCAUGCUGGAUUCAACAUUUUCACUCAUCCCAGUGUGAAGUGUACAUGUGGUGACAUGUAUGUGCUGCUACAAAUGAAAGCAAAUAGUGGUUGCAGUUUGCUGAGUGGAACAUUUUCUGAAGAUGUUGAACUUUGGGACGUAACUCACUGUCACGAAUUGCAAUUUUGUGAAUGCGAAAUGGCAACUCCUCCUUUGUGGCAUUAUCUUCAGAAAUCAGGAACAGUGUAAAAAUGGUAGGUUCACCUGCUUUCCUUAAGGUACACAAUCAUUAAUGUUACAUUUUAGCUUUGCUCAUUUGUUAGCACUGUCAGAUGAAAUAAAAUUGCAAAUGUUAAGCUACAGAAAUUUUAUGUUUGCUAGCAUUAUCAAUAAAGAUUCCUUCUCUUGCUUGUGUUGCUAGCUAGCCACAAGGACACAUCUUGUUUGAAUUUUUAUCCAGACCACACUGUGAUUGAAAAAUUUCUUUUGAGCAUUUGAAAUAUCUACAUCGAGCACAGGUAUGUGCUUUUCGCAUACAUAUUCAAAAGUCGCAAAAGCAUAAUACUUUUGCUAGGUUCUAGAAACACAAUGUAUUGUAUUUUAAAAUUACAACGUAUUUGUAGUCUCAGCUUUGUAUGAUAUUUGUCCCUCUGCCUUAUCAUCCAAAAUAGGUCUUUAGAAUAAAAUACUUUCAUGCUAAUAGUAGACAGGGCAUGAAAUAUACCUAUGGUACACACAACAGACACAGGGACAGGAACAGCCUAUUGUAAUUGUACUUGUAUUGCAUGCUCAAUCUUCUAUUGCAUCAAAGCACCAACUUUGUCUGCAUGUUUGUUACGAAAUACAUUUUUUCUGAAGUGUAAUUUAACCCUUUGAGUUCCAUGUCUCAGUGAGUGCCUACACACACUCACACACCCCAAAUAAUGCCUGUACAUGCCAAGCAUUUGCCAAGCCAUUCCAUUUUGUACUCCUUCCUCAUAGUAUUUUGGCUACAGCCAGUGUUUGCUAGGAAAGCAUGAUAAACAAAAACACAGCACAUAAAGACACUGGAUGCAUUGAGUUAUCUGUGCAGCAGCUUGCUAUCCAUUGAGCAAAUAAGUAGUAUCAUGCCCUGCACACGAAACAGUUUCCAUGCGCCUAGUUGCGAAAACGUAAAAAAGUUUUAUGUGCCACUUUCAUCACCCAUAGCUUCAAUGAAAUUCUCAGACUCUGUAGAUUUUCCGUCCACAAUUUACUUUCAUUAGUUUAGUACAGAUUAAUUAUCUUCAAUUAAUGUGAUCUCAUUCUAGAGCCAUUUGUAUGGAGUAAAAGGCUUAAAUGUGCCAAACAUAGGAUAGUUAGACUAGAGGGUCAGCAGGAUAACUUGAACUAGACGGCAGUUAGUAGAUUAUGGAUGCUAGCACUCAUACUAAAAACUGACAGCGUUGUUCUCUCUUUAAACGUUGGGCCUGUGUGCUGCCUUUGCUUCAAGGCCUGCCACCUUCUGUACGCAUGGAGAAGUAAUAAGAAAAUAGUGACUGCAGUAUAAAGGAACUUGGGAAUACAGUACGGAGGCAGUCGAGGGGACACUAAAUAGCUUUAAGUAGACACAUAAACAUCGCUGAAACUCAGCUGUGCACCAACAGACAUGUAGGUUUCCUUUGCAGGUAAUAGCCUGAAUAGAGGAAUGAAGCAACAGCAGAAAUUAGAAUGAUAGAACAGUUGAAAUUCAAGUACAAAUAAAAUUCUAACCAUGUUUUACAGUGUUUAUUGAUGUGACAGUGACGUCUGGUACAUUGCCCAUUACUGAGCAUGAGUAUUACACAUGCGCAUGAGUCUUACUGAGCACUAUUGCAAAGUAUUUCAAGCAAAUAAAUGCUUAUUUUGCUUUAA